AUUUAAGCAGAGCAGCAACAGUCAUACAUUUGGUCAAAGCAACUUUCCCACAACCCACCAACCUUAGCAACCUUCAGGCUGCUUCGGUUGCAUUAGCAUCGUGCUGCAAGAGCAACAGUAGCUGAGCACUAGCAGCUGCAGCGGCGUAUAUCGCAAUUUGUUCUCAGUUGAUGUUGGUCGCUUGUAUGGCGCAGUUAGUGGUUUGCUGUUUACUCUUCUUCAUCACUCUGCGAGUGUUGGAAAAGUGAAAAGUGCGAAUUCUUUUUGUUUUUGCCAUCUAAAUGGGCCAAGCAUAUAUGUAUGUGUGUGUAUUUGAGGCGCUAGCGCUCUAAUUUAUUUGGUUUUCUCUGCUUGAGUGCGUGCGUAAGUAGCUGAAUCCUCACUAUUUCAGCAGCACCGCUCAUCAAAUAAAUCAUAUAAACAUUAAAAAGUAAAAAAAAGCAAUGAAAAGGAAAUCAUAAAGUUUACGAUCGAAAAUCUACGAAUCAGCAAAGUUUUUCAGUGAAAUCAACAAUUAAACGAUUAAGGGAGAAAAAGACGAAGAAGGAGAAAAAAACAAAAAACGAUACAAUAAAAUUACUCGAACAACAGCAGCCGCUAGAGAACAAACAAGUGCAACGAGAGUAUCUUACGCUCACAUACCUACAUACAUACCUCUACAGGCAUUGCAGAUUUUUGCUGCAUCAGUCAUUUAGCCGGCAAUUCGCAAUUCACUCGCAAGGCACUCCGUAACACACCCAUCAAAUUGACCAAUCAGCAUUACCCAGUGGCAUGUGGCAUAACGGAUUAAAAUGAAGGCAGCAUAACAAAUUCAAAGAGAUACAGAGAGGAGCGAGAGAGAGAGUGGGAUUGCCUCAGUACGUGACAGUGGACUGGAGUUAACAAUAUAAAAAAUCCACAUAAAAAGCGAAGCGUCGAGACUUGAAAUUAUUAACUUAAAUUCAGCAUAAAAUACUUUUUCAAAUACAUCGCUAUUGAUUGGUAUAAAUGACUUAAUGAACUAACUAUUCAAAUCCAAGAAAAAAAUACAUAUUUUAAUAGAGAGCUGAAAAGGUGCCAAAUAAUUGUGCACACCUUAAAAACUCUGAGCAUAUUCCAACCCUUUAAAUUGUAAAACUUCAUUCAACGAUAAUUCUCAGCAGCCGCCGAGUUGUGUGUGUAAAAACGAAAAUUUAAACAUUUAAUAUGUGUGUGAAAAACUGUUGUAAACUAGCGUAAAUACACGCAACCAAAGUCGGGAGACACCUACACACACACACCCACCCCCAACACCGCACACAACAAACCCCCCAUGCUAAGAUAUCGGCUGGUGUCGACACAUUUCCUCAAACAGCCGUAGAUUGUUUAUUGCCGCCGAGCCAGCUUAGCAGAGACGAGUCUAACCGAGUCGCGAUAACAAACGCGAAACGAGUGCAACACAGAAACAACAACAAAAAUUACUAUAUAACUUAAAACAAAGGAAUACUCACUCACACUCACUACACGCACAUACUCACAUAAACACACAAACACAUACAAGUAAACGCUAAACACAUUGAAAAACACUUCGUAGGCGAGUACGCGGAGUUAGCGCGCCGCUGUGUAAGGAAGCGAGCGAGUGGUAGGAGCAAAAAAAAGAAGCAGUAUAUUUGUGUGUGCGAUAGAGAGAGAGAGAGAGUGAAAGAGAGGGAAAGAGGGCGAGCAGCGUGCAAAAGGUUUACGCUUGCGUUCGAGCAGAGUGGGUGGACAACGAAAGGAGGCAGCGAGGCUGAGAGCGAGAGAGAGAGAGGGAGAGAGCAGCUGAUAGCACAAACGAGGAGAAGUCGAGUCGUGGUCUGACGCUUCAGAGCCUAAAAGUUGGCUACACAAAAAAGUAAAAAAGCAGAAAAACUUCACGCUGUUACGGUGUUGUCUUGCAAUUUUUCUGGGAAAAUACGACAACUGCUUUGUGUGAACGCUGGCCAGUACCAGUGUGAAGAGUUUGAAUUGCAUUUCCGAAAAUUUUUACAAGCCGAUAAGCCGAGUGAAUAGCCACUACGCCAACUGCGUACUCAAACCGAGUCGCUUGCAACUACGCCCUCAAUUCGGCUGCGCUACAGCCAAAGCAGUUUAGUACAUAAAACGCAAUACUGUUAGCAGCAAGUAAGACACUUUGAUCUACAGCAUUUAGCCGGCAACAACCUGAAAGCGAUUCCUACGUUAUACUAAAGCUAUUAGCUAGCCAGCGCAUACCAAACGCGUGAUUAUUUAAUCGCUUGACAACGGUGCGGAAGCAUACUCGUUGGCGUCGUACUUGAGUCACGCUAUCAACGUUAUCCUCUGGCGAUACUCCGUUCAAUCGCCAAGAGCUGCAAAGAGCGCCAACAAAGCGCACAUUUUUGGCUUGCAGAUCCUUUAGAGGUUACACGCCGUGCCGUGGUGACUUCUUCCCAACUGGCUGCAUAACUUUUGUCACAACGUAUUCGCUAAAAGUUUUCCGUUUAUUCGGUACGCACGACAACAAUUUGAUUAGCGAAAAUGUGCAGAGAUCGCGAUAUGAUUUUGCCAUAGAUCAACGUAAUCGUCAGUAUAAAGUUAAGAAAAAAAUCAAGCUAAAGUAAACGCUGCGUAGAGAGUGCACGAUCAAGUGAUAAACAGGUGUGAGUGGGACGCUAAAGCGACUGAAAGUGUAAAACCUACAUUUGAUUCGACUAAAAGUAAAGCAAAUUAGUUGAUUUUUACGCUAAAUAUACUCAAAUUAGUGCUCAUUCUCAAACUGUGUAAAACAAAUGUGUCUUAUGAGCAUUUAAUGGAUCGCUGAAAAUCGAUAAACAUCUAAGAAGUAUCGAUAAACCAAGCAUUGUGUUGGCAAUAACUCAAAUUAAGUGCUUUUAAAAUCAGCUAAGAGCAAUAAGGCUUUAUACAUAAGCUACCAAGUUAACAGUGCGUCUUCGGAUAUAUUAAUUUUCAUAAUUCCCAUAAAUAUCGUUAAUCGGUAACAUUAAAAUAUCAAAAUAUCGCUUUACUUCGUUUAAGCGUUUUAUAUAUUUAUGCGCAUCGAAUUUUCUCGUAGUGUGCUUAUAAUUUCAAACUGCGCAUAACCUAAAAUAAAUUAAGCAAUGUGACUGUUGAGCGUCGAUUUUUAUUUUCGUCUAAUUCAUAACUACAACUACUACAAUCGGUCAGCGGUUAAUCGUUCGUUUGAGGCGAGUGCGCGUUUUGUCAGCAUCAGCUAAGGUGUGUUUGUGCUAAGAUUGCUUAAACGUGUUGAGAAUUUUGCGGGGAACUUUGGAAACGUGCGCAAAAAGUUGAAGAAAAAAUUUGAUUGACAGUAAAAGAAUUAAAUAAAAAAUAUUGUGCAUAUUCUUGCAAAACUUCGUGUCUUCACUUCCUUUUUUUUUUGCUCACUUAAAUCAAAGUAACGAAAAAUUAUAACAAAAUAUAAAAAUAAAUAUAAUUUCAUUCAACAAUUUUCGUUUGCUCGGGUCAAACGGAAGCACACUAACAAGGGCAUAAGGAUUCAAAGAAAAAGCGGCAAGAUUGAAGACUUUGCGAGGAACUUUUGGAAGUCUAUUAAGGCUUGCGUUUGCGGCAUGCGCCAUCCUACCACAGGACUUAGCGAAGACGACCUUAGUCGUCUCACUGGUUCAUCCUCAUCGACAGCAUCUUGUGACAGUAAUUCAUCAAACUCCUCCUCUUCAUCAUCAUCGUCUUCUUCUUCGUCGUCAUCGGCGGCGAAUACACCCGCACAUAAAGAGGGCGUCGAAAGCGAGCUUGUACAUCACCAACACCACCACCAUCAUCAUCACCACCACAUGCUUGCGACGAGUCCUGAUAAAACUACAAAUAACACAUUAGCCCUAGUCGCCAGUACACUCAAGCAAAAUAACAACAACAUCAUCAGCAUUAGUACUAUUCAUAACAAUAAUAACAACAACAGCAACAAUAAUAAUGGCACGCAUACAAAUACAACAACACGUUUUAGUUCAACAUAUCUACCCGAACUUAUAAAUCCGCUGGAAUGGCAAAAAUCACGUAAGCGCAAAGAACGCCUUGACAGCACCUCCUCAGCAACUGGUCAGGAUCGCAAGUUGCAACGCUCGAAUAGCGAAGAGCUACUCACGCAAGAGCAACAAACGGCUACCGUUGUGGGCAGUGCAGAUGCACUAAACGCCGGCAGUAAUGCGUUGAAGUCUAACAAGAGUGCGGAUGUGAUUAGACGCGUCUCAUCAGAGGAUUUUAAGAAGACCGCCUCCUAUGCUAUUUACGAGCAAGAGUUACGCGAAGCGGCCGAGUGCCGUGCAGCGGACUUGAAGCAACGCCAACUUCAGCAGCAGCAGCAGUGCGCUGCUACGAAUGAGAAUGACGGUGCAUUGGCCAACCGUCAGAAGCAGCAACCAGCCUCACAGCAACAGCAGCAGGAGGAGACCGCACACGCGCCCGUCUAUCGCGACUCGUGGCUCAGUGGUCCCACCAAAGAUAUGACGCGCCGCUCCCGCUACGAAACUAGCCCGGCGCGCUCGCAACGCUUCUCACCUGUGCGCACGAACGGCGCUAAUGGCGGUGGCAACAGCAGCAAGCAUCGCGAUAGUGACGAUAGCGAAUGCGAGCAUGAGCGUCGCCGCAGCAGCGAGCGUUCAUGCAAAUCACGCCAGCCGCCUGGCCGCAAGGUGGGCGUGGUGAAGAAGAGUAGUGCCGGAAGCGGCAGCAGCAGUGCCGCAAAGUAUUUGGCUACCUCUAAGCGAUUCGACGAGAACGCCGCCUACAAAUACGAUCUCUCCACAUUGAAGUAUGAACGCCGCGGUUUUAUUAGCAAGAAAGGCAGCAUCGCCAACAGCAGCAGCAGCAGUAAUGACAGUGCGAAUAGCAGCGGCCACGAGAAAACCAACGAUCAUAAUGACAAUAAUCUAAUUGACUUCCAUCAGCAGCCACAAAAACAACACCAACACGCCUCAGGUGCGCAGUCACAAUCGUCAGUUGGCCCCACACCCGCCGCCACACAACUGCAAUUGAAAAGUGUUAAUGGCAUUGCAACGUCGGCGGUGGCAGCACCACAAACAGUUAAACGCGCGAGCGCCAUUAACAGUGCCUACAACAGUGUGCCACUAACGGCCGCUCAAGAGGCUCUGCCAUGGGGACGCAGCGUACCCGAAGAUGCCACACCGAUGUUAAGUCGCCGUUAUGCGCCCGUGCGUCAUCAUCCCGUUGAUAAUCUCGAUUCGGCAGCAAAACUAUCCAAGGUUAUGCCAUACCCACAACAGUUUCACAAACAAUCCGCAGCACAGCGCGCUUUCGAUGACGACAUGGAUUGCAUGGAUUCACUAAGCACUUUUCGUGCCUUUACCUCGCGCGAUGUUAUGGAACAAGUUAUACCGGCUAUGAUGUCCUUUCAAUCACCGGAAGAGCGUCUCAAGCAGGUUAAUAAACGUUUGACGGCAUUGAAAAAGAAGCUCGUACAAUUGGAAGAGGCUUAUGAAAUGCGUGUCGGUUAUCGUCCGUCACAAGCCGAACGUAUGAAUGAUAAAUAUAUGAAGAAUAUUUUGGCAGACAUUAAUAAGCUGCGCAAGGAACGGCAGGAAUUGAAAACCGAUCCGAUGGGCGCGUUGGGAAUGAAAGUGAGCGGCGGCAUGGAUGCCGCCAAGAAGUUGGAGAAAAUGAAAACGACGCUGCAGGAAAUUGAACAGAGUCUGGCCGACAAGCGUGAGGACACCAAUCGCUCCGAAUCACUCGACGAACUUAACGCCGAUCAGCUGGUGCAAGAAAAAAGCGCCGUACAACAUGGUCUACUCUACUUCGAGUCACUCUACGGUCGCCCCGGCACCAAAGAUGAACGCGAUGCCGCACGCCCGCUCUACGAUCGUUAUCGUCAGCUCAAACGCAUGGUCUUACGCAGCGUUAUGCAAUCGGGCAGCGCUGUAGCCGGCGCACCCGAAUUGCCAACCAUACACGAGAAUGAAGCGAUGGUCUUCGAAUUUACACCCCACCAACUCUCAUCGGCCAAUAGUACUGAAUCGAAUUCGCCGAGCGAUUCGGCAACAGCGCCAAAUGCAUCCUCGGACGACUCGACAACCACCACAACCGGUGCCAAUACAGCUGAGGCCACAAGCACCGCCACCAACACGCCGUCAUCGUUGAUGAGUGCUAGUGAGAAUAUUAGCGCUUUAAAUAUCGAACAAUUGUGGGAGCAUUUGGAGAAGAUACGUGAAGAGAAAAAGCUACUCAAGCGUACCAUACGUGAGUAUGAGACCAUAUUUGAGGAGCAAAAUGGCCGUAAGAUGCUGAAGAAUGAUCGUAAAAUGAUUGAAGAGACCUAUGCACAGUAUAAAGAGAAGAAGGCAAAGACACGCCUUUUGCAGGAGUUGAUCAAGAAGCAGAAGCGUUCAUUUGCCUAAGAUAUUCACUAAAGAAAAGUAAAGUGGCGAAAAUAAGAGCGAAUGUGAAAAGCUCAAUUUUAUUUGAUUUAUUCAUGUGUGUGUGGCGACAACAAUACAAGAAGCCAUGCACAACGCGGCAAAUUGUUGUAAAGCUGUGGCAAAUAGACGAGUUAUGCAAAAGCACGAAACUUAAAGCUUUUGCUGUUGUGGAAUGUAAAGCACGAAAGUUUCAUUACUGAAAGCACAGAAUGGACUACUGCAUACAGACAAAUCUGCGUGGCAGUGCUGGAAAGCGCGCGUCGAAUACAUUUUGUAUAAAUUAAACAAUUUUAAAUUGUUUUCUCUUUUAUAUUGAUGAGCACACAUAUUUCAUGACAAAAAACCACAUUUAUAUGUGUUAAAAACUAUUUGUUAUAUUUAUUUUAUAAAAUUUUUAUUGUAAUAAUAAUGAUCUUAUAAUAUUAUAUUUAUUUUGCAUCUCAUUUAUAAAAAAAAUAUAUAUGUAUAUGUAUGCCUACCAAAUGCUAUAAUAUUGCGAUUUAUUAUUAAUGCAUAACGCAUAGCCACCAAAAAAAGUUAUUUAGUUAUUUAAGCUCUUGAAAAACUGUGUUAAUUUUUAUAAAAUUCACAAACUUAUAAAAAAAAAUCUAUUAAAUUAAAUUUUAGAUUUUAAGUGUGAAGCACUGAAAAGAAUGAAGGCGAAAGCAAAGUAUUGAGCGAUGAGAAUAUGUAAUGUUUUUUUUCACAAAAAUCAACAAAAAAACGCCAUUUUAAUGUACAAGACAAAUAUAAAAAUGUGAAAUAAAAGAACAAAAAUGUGCAUUGAAAGAAAAAGAAAAGCUUGAAAUUAUUUUUUAUGAAAAGGUCAAAUUUCUAAGCAUAUAAGUGAAUAGAUUUACUAUUUUACGUAGAAAAUUUGCAAAACUUAUCAAAAAUUGGGUUAUUAUUGUAGGAAAAUACAAAUAAUAUAUUUUUUUUCAAAAAUAAAUAUGUUGAAAAAGUAACUCCAUCGAAUUAAAGUUUGUUUAUUCAAAAUUCUUUUAAAAAAUUAUAUUUUCUCCAUAAAAAU
This is a messenger RNA of Ceratitis capitata (Mediterranean fruit fly), 7401 nucleotides long. RefSeq names its product protein FAM13A. Bases 3552 to 6350 code for a protein of 932 amino acids. Lineage: Eukaryota; Metazoa; Arthropoda; Insecta; Diptera; Tephritidae. The transcript has 5 exons. The record is from RefSeq and is a predicted model, not a curated record.